CUUUCAUCAACCGAACGCCGCCGAACAGAGGGUUGAGUCGCAGCUCGAUCGAGUUGCGCCGUCGAGUCCGUAGCUGCUCCGUCGAGACCGUCGCUCGCAGCCUCUCUUUGUACGGACUCUCUUAGUCUCGGGGUGGCUUAGCGCGGACGCUUGCCGCCAUCUUCGGUUGGCGAUGUGCAGCGACGCCACAUCCGCGCAACCCUUGCCGCCGUAGUUGGACCUCCGCCGCUGAGGUCUGGUUCCGGUUCGCCUCUCCCCGUCUCUCGCGUUUCGCAGCUUUUCGAGACGCCGCUUCGUCUAUCUCUGCUUCUCUUGCUGGAAUUUUCAGCCGCGACGGGCCGGGCCUAGGCGGGACACCGUUGCCCCCAAGCAGUCCCUACGCCCCGUGCCUGUCCCUAAACCCAGAGAGCACUGGACGUACGCUUCUAAGGCAUUUUGAGAUUAACCCAUUUGAAAAUGACCCUAAAGCUUCACGUUUUGGCUUAAUUAUCCAGAAAUUCGUUUCUCCCGAUACCAUAUAGUUUGGUUUGCCUUGUCUGAAUGUGAGGAUUCGAGCGCGAUGACAAGUGCUGAGGAAGUGAAAAGAGACGAACUUGCCGGCUUUCUGAAAGUGCUUCCACCGGUGGAGUUUUCCUGUGUCUAUGGAUCGACUCUGCAUCCUAACAAUCCGGACAAGUCAUCCAUGGUGGAUUACAUUCUUGGAGUAUCAGAUCCUUUGCAGUGGCAUUCUGAGAAUCUCAAACUGAAUCGAGAUCACUAUGCUUCCUGGAUGGUCCAUGUUGGUGGGGCAAAACUGAUUACGGAAAUUGCUGAUGAAAUUGGUGUGGGGGUUCAUUUCAACCCUUUUGUUACUUGGGAUGAUAAGAUGCUCAAGUAUGGAGUUGUUCGGAUGCAUGACCUGCUACAGGAUGUACUCACGUGGGACAGAUUCUACUUGAGUGGUAGAUUGCAAAAACCUGUUCACAUACUGCUUGAUAACUUGGAUAUUGAAAAUGCCAAUUCUUGUAAUCUGAGAGCUGCAGUCUCGGCUGCUCUUCUCCUCUUGCCGCAUGAAUUUUCUGAGGAAGACCUUUAUGCUAAGAUAUGCAGUCUCUCAUACAUGGGUGAUCUACGUAUGCUUUUUGCCGAGGAUAGGAAUAAGGUGAAGAAGAUUGUACAAGGACAAUUGAGUCUGUUUCAGUCUAUCUACAAGCCAUUUCUUGAAGAAUAUGAGACAAAAAAUAUGAUAAGGUUCUCAUCACGCAGUGGUCAUCAAGCAGAUAUUUGUCAGGAUAUUGAUCUAUACACGACCUGUUCACUUGUUUCCUUGCUACCACAAGCAAUGAGAAAUCGCAUGGGAAUGAAGCUAGGAGAGCAGAAAAGGAUUGCUGAAUCAGGUCGAGUAGUGUGUGAUAUCAAGAUCAGCUCAAGAGAAGAGGCAGCGAAAUGCAUGCAGAAGGUUCUCCGGCGGACCGUGAUGAUGUCGAGUGCGAGGCAGGCAGUGUCGGGUUUCCUGACUACUGGUGGUCUCAAUGCUGUUAGGUAUCUCGGCAGGAAGAUGGCCAAGGCUUGGAAGUCCUAAAUUCAUAGCUUAUCUUACCUAGUGAACCUAAAUUUUAGCUAAAGUUUAGGAAAAGAGACACACGUAGAUGGGUUUUUCCGGGGAUGCUUAUCUUCUUGUUCCUUUGCGGUUCAUGGUUAUGCGAACUGUCAGUAAUUGAUUUGCUGUGCAAUUUGAACAAAUUUAUUUUGAUUUUCUGUGCAAGAACUGUAUUGUUACUCUCGCUCCCAUUGGGAAGACAUAAAAGCUUAAGAAGGAGAGGACGGAGCAAGAUUGACGAAUCACGGGAAAUUUU
This is a messenger RNA of Rhodamnia argentea, 1835 nucleotides long. Its product is annotated as phosphatidate cytidylyltransferase, mitochondrial. The record is from RefSeq and is a predicted model, not a curated record. Lineage: Eukaryota; Viridiplantae; Streptophyta; Magnoliopsida; Myrtales; Myrtaceae. Bases 560 to 1561 code for a protein of 333 amino acids. Gene Ontology annotation, cellular component: mitochondrion. Gene Ontology annotation, molecular function: phosphatidate cytidylyltransferase activity. The transcript is spliced from 10 exons. Gene Ontology annotation, biological process: cardiolipin biosynthetic process; CDP-diacylglycerol biosynthetic process.